CAGAGUCCGUUCUACCUACCACGCUGCUGCCAGAGGGGCUGCUUUCUGUAAGGAGACAGAACAGAUCUGCCGUGCCUCGCAGCAUUCGGGCUGCGUAGGAGACACGCCUAAGGGGCAUUGAAAUGUUUAAACACCAUAUUAGAAGCUUAAGAAGACAAAGGUAGAAAAUGGUUGGAAAUUAAGAUACCGCAUUCAGGACGCCAAACAACGCUGCAAAGCACAGGGGAAUCCGUCUCUCUCUGUACAGACAGACACAAGUGCGAAUGAGACACGUCUGCCUGCCCGCUGGGACACAGCUGUUCACAGCAGCACACGCAGGGAAGUCAGAUCUACCCUAGGACAGUGCUUAGGUGUCAAACACAGCUUGAAAGGAAGUUAUGUAAAACGAAAUAUGGGCACCAAAGAGACCUCCAGGAGGCACCGAACAGGCAGAAUGGGGAAGCAGAACAGCAAACUGGCCCCUGAGGUCAUGGAGGACCUGGUGAAGAGCACGGAGUUCAACGAGCACGAGCUCAAGCAGUGGUACAAGGGGUUCCUCAAGGACUGCCCGAGCGGGAGGCUGAACCUCGAGGAGUUCCAGCAGCUCUACGUGAAGUUCUUCCCCUACGGAGAUGCCUCCAAGUUCGCGCAGCACGCCUUCCGCACCUUCGACAAGAAUGGCGACGGCACCAUCGACUUCCGAGAGUUCAUCUGCGCCCUGUCCAUCACCUCCAGAGGCAGCUUCGAGCAGAAGCUCAACUGGGCCUUCAACAUGUAUGACCUGGACGGUGACGGCAAGAUCACCCGUGUGGAGAUGCUGGAGAUCAUCGAGGCUAUCUACAAAAUGGUGGGCACUGUGAUCAUGAUGAAAAUGAAUGAGGAUGGCCUCACGCCUGAGCAGCGAGUGGACAAGAUUUUCAGCAAGAUGGAUAAGAACAAAGAUGACCAGAUUACACUGGACGAGUUCAAAGAAGCUGCAAAGAGCGACCCUUCCAUCGUAUUACUCCUGCAGUGCGACAUUCAGAAAUGAGCGGACGCCAACACUACAGACUGCGCAAGUCUCAACGUUCCAUUUAGUCUGCAGCUACACACACACACACACACACACACACACACACACACACACAUUGCUUGGACUACCUAUAAAUGGACUUGCUUCUCGUGUUUGAAACAGUGUGCAUGAGAAUGUCAUUUGCUGAUGAAUUUUAAAAGCAUAUAUUAUACAACAAAAUCUGCCACAAUGUGAUAUGUUGUAUCAUUUCAUAAAAAAUAACCCUCCAAAGCCUGGCAGAAAUGUGCUACAAAGUUACAUGAUUUCUGUACCUGCGUGCUAAUGCUGCAUCUCCUGACAACGUGUUAGUGGCACUGAGCCCCCAGUCAUGUAACCUAACCCUGAAACAUGUCACUCUCUGUACAGUAGUACUGGACAGGCCACGCCUUGGCCACACAAGAGCUUGUGUCAUCAGUAAGCAUAAAUGUGCUACGUUUGCAUGCCUUUUGGGUUGGCCUUAAUUCUUACCUCAUGUGCAUCUUAUCCAUCUUAUCCAUCUGGAAAAAGCUGUUUUGAUGAAUGCAGUAUAAAACUUAAAAAUCCUGCUAAAUGAUUAAUUCAUUAAGUAUAUCUGCCUACUUAUACAUAUUCAGAGAUAUUAUUUAUUAAAAGUAAAACAAGAUGGAAAUGUAGCAUUUCCUGCUUGAGUUUUCAAAGGCUUCCAAAAAGGUGGCAACUAUCUCAAAUAAAUUUAUAACAUUUGAUUUUCCUCCCUAAUCUUUAUUUUAUAAUUUUAAAUUUGAAACACAGUCAAAACCGUCAUCAAGUGGUAACUCUCUAAAUCUGCCCUUACACACCUUCAGAAUUUAAAAACUUGGUAACAAAAAGAAAAGCAACUUCCCAUUUCCCUCCAGCACCUGGCAAAGGCCCAACAUGGCACGUGAUGCUUACACGAAGGCUUGUUCAUUCCAAAAAGCUGACAAUAAACAAUCUCAGUGUGA
Heterocephalus glaber (naked mole-rat) is the source of this 1971-nucleotide messenger RNA. RefSeq names its product visinin like 1 (gene Vsnl1). Gene Ontology annotation, molecular function: calcium ion binding. The record is from RefSeq and is a predicted model, not a curated record. Lineage: Eukaryota; Metazoa; Chordata; Mammalia; Rodentia; Bathyergidae.